AUGGGUAACGUGCAGUGUUACAAUGACGAAAAAAAAGUGAAAAAUAAACGAAACAAAGUACAAACCGACUGUGCGGAAACGACGCCAACAAUGGGCGCGAUUAAAGGCGAAAGUCAUUUAACGAAUAGCAACGAAAAAGCGGAUGUCAAAAAAGAAUAUAUCCUUGGGCGCGACAGCGUAGACUUCGAGAGCACGAAAAUAGAGCCAGAUAAAUGUGUGUCAAAAGAUCUGGCGAAUGGAAAUUGUGAGGUUCCGCCUUUAAACUCACUUCAUAAUAAUAUUAUGAAGCAAGAUGAAGUGCCUCAAGGUAUGGAAGUACCGAAGAAGGAUUGUUACACUUAUCGAAGCUUAACUACGAAUUAUUCUUCUAGUUCCUCGAACGAUCAGCCUCAUUCAACUUUCAACACCAUCACAAACCAGCGACUACAAAGUUCAUCACAACGAGCUAGUUCAUUGAAGUCACAUUUAUCGGAAUUAAAGAGUUCAAUAUCAGAAAUGAAAAACCUAAGCAACACUAACAGUCUGGAAUUUGAGCAAAGAUUUAAGAAAUCCAUGGAAGACAUCUUAGAAAAGGAUAAAAUAAAUGAAAAGACAUCUAUUAAGAAUGAUUAUAAUAAUUUUAAAGUAAAUCGGCUAGACAAUAUAAGCGAACCAUAUAGUAAACUAUGUCAAAAAUACUUGAACGAAAGAGAGAAUGAUUUAAAAUAUAGUGCAGUUCGAACCACAUCAGCCAGCUCCACAAGCCUUGUGACGGAUGGGUUUAUCGCAUCGAAAUCGGCAGCGAAUAGUUCUCGGUCCAGACAUAUGCAACACGGGGACGUUUUGUACUCAGACCAAAGUGCCGUCGGUGCAACGAAACGGCUUCUACAGGCUGAAAGCCUCACUGCUGAACAAAACUCUGCCUAUCAACAAGAAAGGCGAACGCUUCAGACCGCUGAAACGAACACCCAAGAAGCGAACAAUGUGUCAACAAGCACUUCUCGGCUGCACACCGAUGCCUUCAGCGCGGAAAGAACAGGCACGGCUACUUCACAAGCCAGACAAACAGUCAGUUCCAGUGGUAUAUACAGUCACAAGGAACAUGCGAGUGUAGCACAUUCCAAUAUGUCUUUAUCGAGUAAAAACAUUUCAACAUCAUCAGUGCUGUCGUCGCAGAUAGAUGAAAUUUUGAACGGAACCAACAAAGCAAAUAGCUGUGAUCUACUGAGUUUAAACUUUAACGAUCUCGAAGAACUAAACUGCCAUUCGAGCCAGAAAGAUAUUGAAAUAGCAAUUCAAAAAUAUAAAAAAAGAAUGUGUGCUUCAAUAUCUGCGAUCAAAAACGAAGACAUGGACACUAAUACAGCAUCGUUGCACUUUAACAAAAUAAAUGAGAUGCUUAGAAGGGCGUGGGCUGUACCAACACACGGGCACGAACUAGGAAAUUCAUUAUGCAAUAUAUUGCGUACUUCUGGCGGCCUUGAUGUACUAAUGGAAAAUUGUAUGGAAUCUAAAAACCCAGAGCGGCAAUUCGCCUCAGCUAAAAUUCUCGAGCAAUGCCUUACCACCGAAAACAGAGAGUAUGUAGUGAAAAAUGGCUUAGGAAAGGUUGUAAAUGCAGUUGUAUGUGUGUGUACGAAAAAUGCGAACUUAGUAGAUUACUCAAGAGUAGGCACUGGAAUUUUACAACAUUUAUUUAAACACAGCGAAGCAACGUGUAGUGACGUCAUUAAAUUAGGAGGAUUGGAUGCAGUCUUAUUUGAAUGUAGGAAAAACGACAUCGAGACGUUAAGGCACUGCGCAACAGCCUUAGCCAACCUUUCGCUGUAUGGUGGUGCUGAAAAUCAAGAAGCUAUGAUAAAAAGAAAAGUUCCUAUGUGGUUAUUUCCUUUAGCGUUCCACAACGACGACAAUAUUAAAUACUACGCAUGUUUAGCUAUUGCUGUUUUAGUUGCCAAUAAAGAAAUUGAAGCUGCUGUUCUAAAAUCAGGCACAUUGGAGCUUGUCGAGCCGUUCGUCACAUCACAUAAUCCAUCCGAGUUUGCUCGGUCAAACCUCGCACAUGCUCAUGGACAAAGUAAAACGUGGUUGCAAAAGCUCGUGCCUGUUCUGAGUUCUAAGAGAGAGGAGGCACGAAACCUAGCAGCUUUUCAUUUCUGUAUGGAGGCAGGUAUUAAAAAGCAACAGUGUAAAACGGAAAUAUUCAGAGAAAUUGGCGCAAUAGAGCCACUCAAAAAGGUGGCCAGUUGUCCUAAUGCAAUUGCAUCUAAGUUCGCUGCACAAGCAUUAAGAUUUAUAGGUGAAGAAGUACCGCACAAGCUAUCACAACAAGUGCCACUUUGGUCGAUUGAAGAUGUAAAGGAGUGGGUUAAACAAAUAGGAUUUAUUGAAUAUGCCAAUGAGUUUUACCAGAGUAAGGUAGAUGGCGACCUACUAUUACAAAUUACAGAAGAGAACCUGCGAGACGACAUUGGACUGACUAAUGGAAUCAAACGUAAAAGAUUUGCAAGAGAAUUACAACAGUUGAAAAAAAUGGCAGAUUACAGCUUGCGAGAUACAUGUAGUCUUCAUGAAUUUCUGCAAAGCAUUGGGCCUGAGUAUACUAUUUACACUUAUUCAAUGUUAAAUGCUGGUGUAGACAAGAAAUCUAUUUUUGGUUUGAGUGACGAACAACUUGAAAAUGAGUGCUACAUAAAGAACAGUAUACAUAGAUUAAGAAUAUUGAAUGCUAUUAGAGAUUAUGAAAGUCGAUUACCAAGUUUAGAAGAAGAUAAUAUGGUAAAAAACUUAGAUGUUUUUAUAAGUUACCGAAGAUCAAAUGGUUCACAAUUAGCAAGUUUACUUAAAGUCCAUCUAAAUUUACGUGGAUUUACCAUUUUCAUUGAUGUAGAAAGACUAGAGGCUGGAAAAUUUGAGAAUUUGCUCCAGAGCAUUAGACAAGCUAAACAUUUUUUGUUAGUUCUCACUCCAAAUGCUCUAGACAAAUGCAUGCAUGAUUCCGAACAAAAGGAUUGGUUACAUCGUGAAAUCGUCGCCGCCUUGCAGUCGCAAUGCAAUAUCGUCCCAAUAAUCGACAACUUCGAAUUUCCUGAGCCAGAGGACUUGCCAGAAGAUAUGAGAGCUGUAUGUCAUUUCAAUGCAGUGAGAUGGAUCCAUGACUAUCAAGAUGCAUGUGUUGAAAAACUGGAAAGUUUUCUCAGAGGCAAGUCAAAUCUUGCUACAAGACUGGAAGGAUCUCUUAGAGGACCAGUAUCUAUCCAGACUCCAUGUGCAGCAUUAAAUAGGGGUCCUCCAAACUUUCAGCAAAAUAUGCAGUUGACAGAAUGUGACUCAUUUGAAAAAUGA
Molecule: messenger RNA, 3324 nt
Organism: Pieris macdunnoughi
Lineage: Eukaryota; Metazoa; Arthropoda; Insecta; Lepidoptera; Pieridae
Source: the annotation of a GenBank genome assembly